Aplysia californica (California sea hare) is the source of this 663-nucleotide messenger RNA. RefSeq lists its product as uncharacterized. The record is from RefSeq and is a predicted model, not a curated record. Bases 244 to 663 code for a protein of 139 amino acids. NCBI's taxonomy places the organism in Eukaryota, Metazoa, Mollusca, Gastropoda, Aplysiida, Aplysiidae. The transcript has 4 exons.
CCUAGAAGGCUUGGUGUCAGAUCUUACUAACCAUCAGAUCAGGGGUGUGGCUGAGAGACAGUAGUAAGAAGGAGCCAAGGAGUAGCAGUAGAGAGGCUGCAGAAAGAAUUAAUUUUAUUGUAGAUUGGUAUAUCUCAGAAAUGAAAGGGUUAACCAGCGGCUUAUCUUUAUAAAGCCAGUCUGAAAGAGGACAGAUUGUGAAGAGGGCAAUACACAUCUGUGGUCUUCAGGUUGUUGUUCAACAUGUUCCCUGCUCUUGUCUUGAUUCUGUGGGCCUAUGUCGCUGAUUCUACGAGUUUAGCUCUUGCUACACCUAGCCAUGGGGUAGACAUAGAAACCUCCCACAACCAGUUUCAUGAGGGACUCACCAACCAGCUGAUAAUCAACUGUACUUUCACGCACGUACAGGGCUCUAACCUCAGCACAACCUUGUCGCUGAUACUGUCCAAGACGGCUUCUGCUAACGACUCUACCUACAGGGAAGUUGCUUCUAUUACGGCGUUUUCGAACGAUAAAGUGGACGAAAAAGACACGAUGGGAGCACAAGUGACUGGUCACCACAGAGUUGAUGCUUAUUCCUUCAUCGCUCUAGAGAACCAGUGCUCUAUUAUGUCCUCCUUUGAACUCGACAUAUUCUACCGCGUCGUUCGUACUGUUCAGUGA